UUACAAUUAAGGACGAAUGCGUUCUUGCAUAAGCACGUCGCAUUCGACUUCGGCAAGCAAGCAAGCCGCUGCGACCAGCAGCAGACAUCCACUUUGCUCGCACAGGUUACAUGUCGCAAGAUUUACAUCAAAUUCUUUACUCAGAUCUAACACGGCGCAUGCUUUCAAGGAAAACCAAGUCGUCAACAGCAGCAAGCAAGUUCAAGGUCGCGACCAAAAAAGCGACAUCUCCGCACUUCUAGGGCUCGUACAAUGGGCCAUCGCGAAUAAAAUCCAAUUUACAGGAUGUAGACCUGACAUAAAAAGCGGCGUGAGAGGCGUUUACGCGACCAGCGCCUGUCGCGCGGGUGACUUGCUAGUCGCGGUUCCGCUGCAAGCAGCGCUGUUCGUGCGACCUGGAGAGCGCUGCCCCUUUCCAGACUUCAUCCCACAACCCAUCUGGGCCAAGCUGCCCUGGUUCGCCCAGCUAGCAUGUAAACUGUUGCAUGAACAGUCCCACGGGUCGGCCUCGCGCUUUGCGGAUUACCUGCCUGCCCUACCCACCCGAGUGGACCUGCCGGCGCUGUGGCCUGCCGAGCAUGUGACUCACCUGCAGUACCCAUACCUCGAGGAAAAGAUCCUAGCCGAGGAGCGGGAGUGGGCCCAACUGUACGACACCCUCGCGCCCCACCUGGCCAGUCGCCGCCUGAGUCGCCAGGACUUGUUUUGGGCGCUCGCAUGCGUCCGCAGCCGCACCUUUGCCGGGCCCCACCUGCCCACACCGCCAGCCGUCAAGCUAGCAGCUGGUGCCGUAGCAGCCCUGGUUGUAGCAAGUACGGUAGCGGGGUUGGCACAGGGGGUGGAUGUAGCUGCUGGUGGUGGCAGUACGGCGACAGUGGCAGUAGCGGCGGCGGCAGCGGUGGCGGCUGGGUUGGGUGUGCCGGUUGCAUGGCAGGGUGCGGAGGUUCGGCGAGCGCAGGAGGGUGGAGUGGGUACUGAGCUCUUUGCGAUGUGUCCCUUCAUCGACAUGUUCAACCAUGACAGCAGGUCAAAGAGCGAAUGUGUGUUCGACCCAUGGCGCCUGCAAUUCGUAGUUGCGGCUGCUCCCGUCGCCGCUGCUGCCGCUGAUGGCAACACCAACACACACAGCAAAGGCAACGACGCUGUUGCAGCUAAAGCAGCCGCCGCAGCAGCAUGUGGCGAGAUCCGUCCCGGACAGCAACUCCUCCUAAACUACGGCAGCCAGUCCAAUGACGCGCUGCUGCAGCGGUACGGGUUCGUACAGCCCAUGGACGACAAUCCGUACGACAGGUACGUGCUGCAGGGCUUUACGUCCAAGCUGGAACGUGUGCUGCUUGCAAUGGUUGCGGUUGAGCUGAAAGCGGUGGAGACGGAGGAGGAGGGGGCGGGCAAGGCGGCUCAUAUGGUGUACGACACAGCUCAGGCAUCGCAAGCAGCGGUUGAGAUACGGGCUGCAGUGCAGAAGCUGCGAGAAGAUCUGCAAGGGGAGGGCCUCCUUGGAGACCAGGUCAUGAUCACGGCUUCCGGCUUCCCACCGCCCAUCACCCAAGCCGUAGCCUCCCUGCGGGUAGGCCUCCUGGCCCGCUGCAAGUCCGGCACCUCACCUCUCGGUCAGCACAGCCCUCAACAGCACGACAGAGCCGUGUCAAACAUCACACCAGAAGCCGUACUGGCUCGCGUGUGCGCGGAGGAGCUGGGAGCCACCGCCACGACACUUGAGGAGGACGAGGCGGCACUAGCACAGCUGGAGGCGUGGGAAGCGGCAGCAUCAGCAGCGGAGGACGAGGCGAAAACAAGGACAACGUCGGCAGCAGCAGCGGCAGAGGCUAAGGUGGAAACAGCGGACAAAGAGGCGAGCCGCCCCGGUGUCAUGGAGGACGCGGCAACGCUUUCUUCGACGCUGGGGGAACCUGCAGUGGAGCACCGGGCAACCAUUGCGUUGGCUACUGCAGCUGCACUCGGGAACAACAAUGACAGCGUGAACAGUAGCGGCAGUAGCAGCAGCAGUAGCUGCAUCAUGACGGUAACCGAGGCGACGGGGGUCAGGGAGGCUUCCCUGGAGCUCACUCCUCUUCCCCCUCCUUGUUCUGAGUCUCACAUCGGAAGCUCUGCGGCUCCUUCCGGUACAUCCUUGGUAGAUCCCCCGUCCGCAGCUGAGGAGUGCUGCCCCACAGCUCCCCCGGGGCUCCAGGUGGUGGCAGUCGAAGAGCCGGUGGAGCUGCAGCCCCCUGCAGAGCUGGGAGGGGAGGUGGAGAAGUUGCGAACGGUACUCGCGUUCCGGAUAGCCAAGAA
This is a messenger RNA of Astrephomene gubernaculifera, 2292 nucleotides long. The record is from the annotation of a GenBank genome assembly. Lineage: Eukaryota; Viridiplantae; Chlorophyta; Chlorophyceae; Chlamydomonadales; Astrephomenaceae.